AUGGCGGAGGGGAACCCGCGGGGUGAGGGGAGCCAAGGGGAGGAAGAAGAAGAAGAGGAGGAGGAGGUGGUUCUGCCCACCUUGGCCUCCCUGCUGCAGCGCUCCCCAACCUCCCCGCUGCCGCAGCCCCGCAGGUUGGGCCCCCAGCCCGGCUCAUCCCCCGCUGCAGAGCCGGAGGUGAUUGUAGUGGCGAGCAGCGAAGAAGAGGAGGAUGAGGGUGAGGAGGUGGAGGUCGUCCCUCUGAUUGAGCGGAUAAGGAAGGCGGUGGCUUUUGAGCCCUCCCAGGCGGGCGGUGGGGAUGCAGCAGGGGUAGCUGGGGAAGGGCCUUGUGGCAGCAGAAAUAACUCGUGUGGGGUGAGGCCCCCUCAGCCUGACCCCCCACACCAGCCUGAGGGUCUCCUGGUAAAAAGAGCAAGCUCAGGGACAGCCUCCCUUCCCGAAGAACCAAAAGCUAGUUGUAAGAAAAGGAAAGCUGUCAGCCAGGAUGUGUUGCAGAGGAGGAAGGAGCGAGAAGCACAGAAGAGACAGAAGGAGCAGGAGAAAGAGCAGAAGAGAGCCCUGGCCCGGAGGAGGAAAGCUCUGCGACCAGGGGAGUGCCAGAAAUACAUGAGAGUAGCUCUGGAUCCAGUUCUCUUACAGGUAGAAGGUGGUGGACAGAUCUUAAGUGCUUUGCAGGCUGCAAAUUAUUCCUGUGUGGUUGAGAGUCAGGCUGUUCCCUGCAGCAUCUCCUGGAGGAGAAAGACUGUGUCAUCUCAGAUGGAAGAAAGUGAUGAGUGGACUGAGGAACCAAAUGUCCUGGCUCUGCUUCCCUUGGAGGAGUUUUUGUCCAUGGUUCACAACUACAAACAAGAAGCCCAGCACUGCACAGGACAGAAGGAGACCCUCCAGAGCUAUGUAGCUCAAGCAGUGGAGAAAAUACCUGGAAAAAUCCUGGCACUGGCAGUAGUUGGUGUAGAAAGCUAUUUAAGGCAUCAGCCAAAAAAGAGAUUGCAACCAGCAGCAGCCAUUGGAAACACAGAAGAGGAACAGGGAAAACAGAGAAAAAAGAAAGCUAGGGGUUCUGGCCUGGAGAUAACCAGAAAGGAUGUGGAUGAAGCCUUGGUAGAUCUGUACCUGUCCACACAAGUCCAAGUCAGGCUUUUGAAGAGCCAGGAAGAGCUUGGAGAAUUUGCCACCAUGUUCUCAAAAGCUGUGGCUGAAGCACCAUUCAAGAGAGAGCAGGAGAACACAGGCUUCUCUUUCUACUUUGAGAAGCGGUGGUGUGGAGGGGUGAGGGUGCAGCCCUCUGGGAAGGGUCUCCUGGAAGUCUGGAAAAGGCAGAUACAACAAUUCAACCGUGUCAGCCCCGAGAUGGCUGAAGCUAUUGUGUCUGCCUACCCUUCUCCUCAGCUUCUGAUCCAGGCCUACAACAGAUGCUCCUCAGAGCAGGAGAGGGAUUACCUGCUGGCCAACAUCACUGUGCACCGUGGGGAAGGUGUGACAGCCACCUCCCGGCGCAUCGGACCAGACCUCUCCCGGAGAAUCCAUCUGCAGAUGACUUCUCAUGAUCCUGAUCUCUGCUUGGAUGCCACUGGGUAGCCCCAGGGAAGGAGGAUUUUGCAGUUUGGUUGGUUGAAGUGUUCAACUUCCUUCUGGGAAUGGAUAACAAAUAGAAUUGGGGAUCUGAAUUUAAGGACUUAAAAGAUUCAGCCUUUAUUGUAGCAGAAGGCUGGAUAAAAUCAUGGAAUUGCUGGAGCUCACACAUGACAUUUGGUCAACAUCUAUGAGAGUACCAGUUGCACAUGGCUUAUAGUGCCUUUUGUUUAUCUUCUGAGGAAAUAAAUAAUUUUGA
Messenger RNA from Calypte anna (Anna's hummingbird), 1831 nucleotides. It is a transcript of the gene EME1, whose product is annotated as essential meiotic structure-specific endonuclease 1. Gene Ontology annotation, biological process: double-strand break repair; resolution of meiotic recombination intermediates; mitotic intra-S DNA damage checkpoint signaling. The record is from RefSeq and is a predicted model, not a curated record. The coding region runs from base 1 to 1578 and encodes 525 amino acids. Gene Ontology annotation, molecular function: nuclease activity; DNA binding. NCBI's taxonomy places the organism in Eukaryota, Metazoa, Chordata, Aves, Apodiformes, Trochilidae. Gene Ontology annotation, cellular component: nucleus; Holliday junction resolvase complex. The transcript has 8 exons.